This is a messenger RNA of Ornithodoros turicata, 1998 nucleotides long. RefSeq lists its product as uncharacterized. The transcript is spliced from 2 exons. The coding region runs from base 1 to 1998 and encodes 665 amino acids. Lineage: Eukaryota; Metazoa; Arthropoda; Arachnida; Ixodida; Argasidae. The record is from RefSeq and is a predicted model, not a curated record.
AUGCUAGCGAAAGAGUGCAACUUCGGCAGCAUCCCCGAGACAACUCAGACUACGCCGACGACAAGUGCACAGACGACAGCACCCCCAGUUAUGGUGCCAACAGCAUCGUCACUGUCGACGACAACUGCGUCCACUUCGGAAUCUGUAACGCGUCUUCCCCUGGACAUAAGGUUAAGAAACAGGUUUGUCUGUGGGCUGCGCGAUACGUACCUGCAGCAGCGACUACUUACCGAACGUCAUUUGACGUUUCGUCUUGCGUUUGACAUGGCAAAGGCAGCUGAAGCGGCUGCACAACAGCAAGCAGAACUGCGUGGUCAUGCGCAAGAGGGUGCCGUGCAUUUCAUGCACAAGAACCAAGGCAAGCAGGAUCCAGCGAAAGGCGGCUCCCACGACGGUUCGAAGAAGAAAGAUCAGAAGCUAUGUUUUCGAUGCGCUGCGUGGUUUGGCAAGAAAAAGGCCCAACAGAAAGCAGCAAAGAACCACCACAUGGACAAUGCUGACCCAGACAGUGAGGAAGAAAUGCUGUAUGAUCUUCAUCGCGUACACAGCAUCACUAACGUUGAAUCGUUUCCACGGUUCUCGGUUGACUUGAAAGUGCAAGGGAAACGUCUGGCUUUCGAGGUCGACUCUGGUUCCGCCUUCACUUUAAUUAGCGAAAAAACUUUUCGACUACCGUGGCCUCACCACCCACUGAAGUUACGCCAAGGCUGUGUGCAACUACAUACCUGGUCCGGUGAGGGUCUUCAGUUGGCAGGUGCUUGUGAUGUGAGAGUUCGAUGGAAGUCUAAGGACUACCUUCUGCCACUACUUGUAGUUAAGGGCACAGGAUGCAACCUGAUGGGCCGGAACUGGUUCCGACCCCUACGUAUCACAUUCAAAGGCAUUUCCAAUGUGGAGCAGCUCGAUCGACUCACAGACGUUGUGAACAAGCAUAGUGCAGUGUUCAGCGACACAAUCGAGGGGCACAUUGGUCCGCCUGUCGAUCUUGAGCUUAAGGACGAGGCAACCCCCCAGUUUCAGAAGGCUCGACCCGUUCCCUUUGCAUUGAGGUCAGCUGUGGAAAAAGAGCUCGAAAAGUGGGAAAAGCAAGGUAUUAUAGAGCCAGUACAGCACGCAGACUGGGCAACGCCAGUAGUGACUGUACGAAAAAAGAACGGUAGCCUCAGGUUCUGUGGAGAUUACCGUAGUACUGUGAACCAAACAACUAAAAAGGCAUCUUACCCCUUGUCUGCUGCGACAGAAGUCUUGGCUGGCUUGCAAGGAGGGAAGUUUUUCUCCACAUUAGAUUUGGCACAAGCGUACCAACAACUCAGAGUGACUCCACGCACAGCUCAUAUAUUGACACUGAACACAGUGAAAGGAUUGUAUGCUGUGAAGAGGCUUCCUUUUGGCGUGGCAGCAGUGCCAGCUGUUUCUCAGCGGUAUAUGGAGACACUACUUGCAGGAAUUGAAGGAACCAGCGUAUACUUGGAUGACGAAAUAGUAUCCGGCUCCACAAGAGAUGAGCACGAUGACCGUCUAGAGCUGGUUCUGGAUCGUUUACAGAAGGCUAACCUGCGUUUACGGAAGGAAAUGUGCCAAUUCGCAGUUCGAGAAGUAUCUUUUCUCGGUCAUCGAAUUAAUGCAGAAGGAAUUCACACCUCAGAAGACAAAAUAAAGGCACUUGUGGAGGCACCAGAACCAACGAAUAAGACAGAACUCCAGUCCUUUCUAGGACUUCUGGCUUUCUAUGACAGGUUCAUACCCAACAGGGCAUCCAUUGCUAGGGAGCUCUACGCCCUACUUAACAAGAAUUGCCGGUCGACAUGGCAAGAGUGCCACAGGGCGGCAUACGCAAACCUCAAGAGCCUCAUCAGCAAAAGAACUGUUUUUCAUUUCGCUCAUUCGAAUGUUACGGAAGCAAUGUGCCCCAACUUGUUUCACACGAAGCCGAAGAUAUCUCGUCCGGGAUGCUGUGCCAACCUUAUCUGCAGCAGGAGAUUGCAGAGGGAGGGCUAG